AUGACACUUGCAAGCCGCAUGCUGUGGCUGACUCUGCUGCCUCUGGCAGCAGCAGAAAACGGCCAGGGGGCUUGGGCAUCCCGGUGGGCUCGGAUCUACCGGGGCGUUGCCGCGACCCCGUGGAAGGACCACCACAUGCGCUACAAGUACCGCCCCAGCGAUGGCACCGCAAAGAAGAUCCAGGAGCACGUGGCAAAGCGCCGGCUCAUGGACGUCACUGACCCGGACACGGACCAGGCAUACGGCUCCGAUGCCAGUGGCACCUACACCCCCAGGACCGAUGGCAAGGCGAAGAUGAACGGCGAAUUGUUUGACUACGGAAUCUUCGAUUGCCCUUGGAUGCAUUCCUUGGAUCCGGACUAUCCCGCCAUGUGCUUGCCCUAUCAGGAGAUCCUGUCCCCCAUUCCCGCGGCCGACCUGCCCACAGAGACGGUAUUCAACGUUCCCGGCGGCCUGGUGGGUGACUUCGCCGCCCGCGACUCUACCUUCAUCAUGCCCGACGGCCAGGCAAUGGAAUGCAGCGACGAGAUCGAGCGGCUGACGGGUGCGCGCUGCGCCGCAGGGAACCCGGUGCUUGGGCACGGGGCGAUCUGCGAGGGCGUCAUCGAGGACUGCACUUUCUCCAAGGCGGGGACUCGCAAGUGCGACAGUGACAAGUGCAAGGAGUGGCAAGGAAAGACGCGAUGUACCGGAGCCGAUUGCACUGCCGGCUACGAGGGCGGCCGCGUUCCUUACCCGGAGGUUUAUCCGGGCAACAACGGUGGAGCCUUUGCUCCACAGGCAGAUGCGGAUGAGGCGCAGAAGUGUUCCAAGGCAGACUCGGCGCUGCAGUGGCUGAAAUGCGGGAUCCCGUGCCCGGCUGCGUUCCCGAUGUCCGUGGAAGACUUCACGGGCCGUGCCGCGGUGGUCCUGGGCUUCAUCGUGAUCUCCAUGGGUGCCGGUCUCGCGACCUACUUCAAGGUGGGAGGGAGCAGCGAGGCCUUCUUUGUGGCCGGCCGGGAUUUGCCCGUCUGGAUCUUGGUGUGCACGCUUGGAUCCCAGUGCUUGGAUGCCAGCUCUGCGCUUGGUAACCUGGACCUCGCUUACAAGUACCACUUCUGGGACGGCGCGGCCCUGCCAAUCGGCUUGGCUUCCUCGUUGCUCAUCGUCGGGGUCUUCCUUGCCAAGCCCCUCCACGCCAUGAAGCUCCUCACGCUCCCGGAUGCGUUUGCACGUGUCUACGGCGAGGCAGCCGAGAUUAUGUGCUCCCUGGUGACGAUGAUCUCCUUCAUCUUCCUGCUUGCGGGGAACCUCGUGGGCUGCGGGAAGGUCACGUCCUACCUCUUUGGCAUGGAUGAGUAUGUAGGCAUCGUGCUCGCGACCUUCCUGAUUUGGAUGUACUCCUGCGCUGGCGGCCUGCUAUCGGUGGCCUACACCGAUGUGAUCCAGGCGCUCAUUGGCUGGACGGGCUUCGUCGUCGCCACGGCAUGGAUCCAGGGCAACAUGCCCAGCAGCGCAGGGGUCUCCAAUGCCUACCCAGUGGGUGACAUGCCGGUGAUCGGUGCGGGUCUGACAGACCCGGACAGCUACGAUCCCAUCCCGAAUGCCAUCUUCUUCAACUGGGCCACAGUCAUUGUGUUGGCCUUCGGAAACUGCAUGGCUCUGGACUUCAAUGCCCGCUGCUUCGCAGCGAAGAGUGGCAGGACGGCUCAGAUCUCAUGCAUCAUCGCCGGCAUCAUCGCAGGCAUCGUCGGUGUCUUCAACACUUGGAACGCCGGCACCAUGCGAGCCCUCUACGGCCCCUCCUCCCCGCACGCCGAGUUUGUGGCUAAUUCCUGCUCUGCAGACAUCACGGUGAUCGGCUGCUUCGGUGGAGCCGCCGCGGACCCGAGCCUCAACAAGACAUGCAACGCUGUGCCUCUUCCCGGUGUGCCAACCUGCGGCGAGUGGAAGCCGGACCCUUAUGCUGUCCUGAAGCUGCUGACCUGCGACAAGCCCGAGUGCCACGCCUUCACCGACUGGGAGGGGAGCUCUGGCUUUGCACCCGGGCACGAGGCCAACUUCCCUAUGAACGGUGCACUCGGAUGCUGGUACCUGCUUGGCAUUGUGGCGGCCUCCAUGUCCACCGCCGAUGGAGCCAUUGUGGCCCUGGGCACCGUCUUCUCUCACAACUUGCUGCGCAAGACGAAGAGGGUUUCGGACGCGAACCUCCUUAAAAUCACGCGCUCCUCCACUUUGCUCUUCUCGAUCAUCGCGGGCCUCAUUGCCAGCACCCGGCCGAACGAAACGGGCUACUUCCUGAUCGUCGCCUUUGACUGCGUCUUCGCCGCCGGCGUCGUGCCCUUGUUCGCCUUGGUCUACUGGAAGAACAUCAAGCCGGUGGCCGGAUUCCUAUCCUUGGUGGCCGGAGCUGUUUGCCGCAUCAUCCUGGAGAUCGCCUUGCCCAAGGAUGGCCUGCUGCUUUGGCUCGGGACCUUCGCGCGGAGCUUCGGCCCCGGAAUCGAGGACCCGGAGAUGUUCGACGAAGCCAUCAUGUUCGGGAGGCUGCCGGAGGUCUGCCCGCAGGAGAAGCUUUUGGACCUGACUGGCCUGGACUCCUUGGUGUCCCCCGCAGUGGCCUUUGUGGUCUUGGUCCUAGUCCAGCUCCUUCCUAUCAAGAACAUCGGUGGGAAGUGGUUCACGCCCGUUCCAGCACCGGAUGAGGAGAAGGCAUCGCCCUAG
This is a messenger RNA of Symbiodinium sp. CCMP2592, 2700 nucleotides long. The record is from the annotation of a GenBank genome assembly. Lineage: Eukaryota; Dinophyceae; Suessiales; Symbiodiniaceae.